This is a messenger RNA of Ornithorhynchus anatinus (platypus), 8196 nucleotides long. RefSeq names its product clavesin 2 (gene CLVS2). Gene Ontology annotation, cellular component: membrane. Gene Ontology annotation, molecular function: phosphatidylinositol bisphosphate binding. The coding region runs from base 612 to 1595 and encodes 327 amino acids. Lineage: Eukaryota; Metazoa; Chordata; Mammalia; Monotremata; Ornithorhynchidae. The transcript has 5 exons. The record is from RefSeq and is a predicted model, not a curated record.
CAGGGUCGCCUCCAGCCCCCAGCCCCCGGGGAGCCCGGUCAGGGCCGGCUGAGACCCCCUCCCGCGCCCCCCUGCUUGCCAGGAGGGAGGGGAGGCAAGAAUAGAGGGCACCCCCUCCAGCUCGCCCACUUUUCGCCAGCCUCCCCCCCACCCAGGGAGAGAGGGUCCCGUGGGAAGCCCCCUCCCCACCGUCCAGCUCCCCCCUCCACCCCCAAUCAGCCGAACGCCAGGGGCUUGGGUGGCUGGCAAAAGCCCCCCGAGCCAGCCCGGGAGGGACUAAAAGCCUUUCCCCUUCUCCAUCUCCUUUCCUCCACCAAGGCUUAUCCCCCCCCUCCCCUCGGGAUCAGAGACCCCCCCCCCACCCCCGGAUGAGAAAUCUGGAUUCCCCUCUUUUUCCGCAGCAGGUGGAAAGAUGCGCGGGGCUUUGUGCGUGGCGUUUUAGCGGAGACGUUGGAGGAGGUGGGCGAGGCGAGACAGGGUGGACAUAGAAGAAGGGUCCCCGGGUCGGGGGUGUUGGGGGGGGGGAUCGGGUGUAAAGAGAGGGGAUACGGGGUCGGGGGGUGGGACGCUGCCAAUUCCAGAGGCUGGGGGCUUGGGGAGGGGUCGGCACCAUGACUCACCUGCAAGCAGGACUGUCCCCCGAGACCCUGGAGAAAGCCCGGAUCGAACUGAACGAGAAUCCGGACACCCUGCACCAGGACAUCCAGGAGGUGAGGGACAUGGUCAUCACCCGGCCAGACAUCGGCUUCCUCCGGACGGACGAUGCCUUCAUCCUUCGCUUCCUGCGGGCCAGGAAGUUUCAACACUUCGAGGCGUUCCGCCUGCUGGCUCAGUACUUCGAAUACCGGCAGCAGAACCUGGACAUGUUCAAGAGCUUCAAGGCCACCGACCCCGGCAUCAAGCAGGCGCUGAAGGACGGGUUCCCCGGAGGACUGGCCAACCUCGACCACUACGGCCGGAAGAUCCUCGUCCUGUUCGCUUCUAACUGGGAUCAGAGCAGAUAUACCUUAGUGGAUAUAUUACGGGCCAUCCUACUUUCUUUAGAAGCUAUGAUUGAAGAUCCUGAACUUCAAGUGAAUGGAUUUGUUUUGAUUAUUGACUGGAGUAACUUCACGUUCAAGCAGGCAUCCAAACUCACUCCCAGCAUGCUGAGAUUGGCAAUUGAGGGACUCCAGGACAGCUUUCCUGCUCGAUUUGGAGGAAUUCAUUUCGUCAACCAGCCCUGGUACAUCCAUGCUCUCUACACGGUGAUACGACCUUUCUUAAAGGAGAAGACUCGGAAAAGGAUAUUCUUGCACGGCAACAACCUGAACAGCCUGCACCAGCUGAUCCACCCCGAGAUCCUGCCCUCGGAGUUCGGCGGGAUGCUGCCACCCUAUGACAUGGGCACCUGGGCCCGGACGCUACUGGACCACGAGUACGACGAUGACAGCGAAUACAACGUGGACCCCUAUAGCAUGCCGGUGAAAGAGGUCGAGAAAGAGCUGUCUCCCAAGUCCAUGAAGCGGUCUCAGUCAGUAGUAGAUCCCGGGAUGCUCAAACACAUGGAUAAACACGAGGAAGAGAACCUGCAGCCCCUGCUUUCCCUGGACUAAACCCCCCUGGCACCAGGAAGGGAAGGCACCUGCUUUGGAUGGUCAACGAGACACGGGAAGAGCAUGCAUAGGCUGGAAUCCUAUUUAUUCACCUUCACGGAACGUCGUGUCUCAAGGCAGCGGGCUGGACCAGGUCUGGUUGACGUAUGGGUGCCCUGAGAAACAGGAAAAAAAAAAAUUGAUAAUCUAUUCUGAAAGUGCCAACUUGUUUGUAAAUAGAAUAUAAUCUCCACUUCAUGUUUGUACACCUUGGUAGCAUUGUAGCCUAGGGAGAAGGGAACUGAGAGUCUUUGUCAGGGGCCGGCGGCGUUCCACCACGCAGUAGCAAGAAAAUCCAAUCGGAUUCUAUGUGGUCAUGUUUUCUCUGAAGCCACAUGGCUUCCUCUUCCUCCUCUCAGACUCCCUGGUGGUGUUGAAAUACUUUUGAAGGGAAGAAGAGAAUGUAAGGGCUUGUGCAACGUUGCUAUGACGAAUACAUUUCCUGUUCAGGGAAUUUCAUUUCAUGGGUAAUUUGGAGCCCUAGGGCCCCCAGGGAGGAGAGAUGUGCGCGCAGAGGGAUGGAAAGUUAAGGGAUCCAGGAUCUGAGCUCCCGAACUGUUUUCUAUUGUUGGAUUCUUUGAGCUCUAGGAAGUGAGAAUUCCUCAUAAAGAAGAUGGGAUAUUCAGAAGCAGCUAAGCUCCUCUCGACUCUACAGUCGGGAAAAUUUGGGCUGAGGUCACAUUCCCUCUUGGCUUCUUCCAGGAACUGCUUCUUGAAUGAUUGUACUGGGAGAGAGAGAUCUCGGAAAAGCCUCUCAACGACGAGACAAGAUUUGCCACUGGACGCUGAGGGGUGCUUUUUGAAUCCCCUGCAUGGGGUGAUAAAAAUAUAUAGAUAUUUUUACAACAUUCAGAUAAGCCCAAGAGGUGAGGUCUAUUCAUCUAGGGUUUAUAAGAACAGUCACACUUUCUCAGUGUGCUUGGAGCUGUGAUCGACUCUUAAAUGAGACAUGACCGAAACUUAGAGCGUUACCCACAGAUUUACACUUUAAAGGUUAUUGGGAGCCAGGGGAAAAGAAACAGCAUCUUCGCGAGCCUGCUUAGAGACGCUCUAAGUUUUGUGGCAAAGUAGCUUCCAAUAUGCACCAUAUCGGUGAAACACUUCUGUCUUAUCUUGGGAGAUGGGCAGAGGGCUUGAAAACAGAGACUGAUCUCUGUCAGGAAAGAGAAAUUUGAAGGGAGGGGGGGAUGAAGAUAAGUUUCCAAACACUUCAGAUGAAAGCAAACACGGAUUUCCUCUAAGCCCACUGUGGGCAGGGAACAAGCAUACCAACUCUGUCAUAUUGUGCUCUCCCAAGUGCUUAGGACAGUGCUCCAGUGAGAGCUCAAUAAAUAUGAUUGAUUGAUUUCCCCUUUCUGCCUAGAGUGGAGAGACGCAGUGAGCUUGGCUUGUCUCCUUGUGGAGAGGAGCCCAAGGGGUAUGUGAAUGCGUGUUCUGCAUGGGCUGAGUGCUGGCCUCUGGCUUCUUGUGGGCAGGGGAUGUGUCUACCGACUCUUGUAUUGUACUCUCCCAAGCACUUAGAACAGUGUUCUGCACACAGUAAGCACCAAAUACGUACCAUUGAUUAUAUGCCCUCGAUUGCAACAAGCCUGAGCCUUAAGCUGGGGUGGAGGGGAGCGGGUAAUGAGCAGUGACCGGGUGUUCUGUCAGCAUUUCAGUUCCCAAAUGUGAACUCCCGUAUUCCAGAUACCAAAUUUUAAAACAAAGCUAAUCAUUCUUCAGAUGAAGUGGUGAGAUGGAGAAAAAAACCCAAAACAAAUCCCUCCCACCCCCUACAAUCUGUGUAUUAUGAAGGGAGGGAGAAAGAAAGGUUGGCGCUCACGAUAGCCUUUGGGAGCGAGAGCGCUAAAGACAUGACUGGUAUUUUUUAGGCUACCUCCCUCCAACACCCGCAGUGAGUCUGCAGGAGGUAUGUGGUGAGGGUGGUAAGAAUUUACACCUUAGACCCUUCUACCAGAUCAAGCAAGUCAGGAGUCCUGAACCCUGUCAUUAAACCAUCGUGUGCUAUAUUUCAAGAAUGUAGUACCUCGGCACAUACUUAUAUUUUUAAGAAUCUAUUUGGGUAAAUCAGGUUGAUACUUUUUGAAGAAAUUCAAAAGUCUUGGUCACUAUUCAGAAUUCUCUUUUGAAAGUAGAAACUGUAUGGAUUGAAACCUCAUAAAAAAUGCCAAUCCGUCUAAUGGCAGAAAAAAAGAGAAUCUGUAUGACGUUCUCCUGCUACCAUCAGACAUUAUUAAGGUUUAAAUGAUUUUGGGUUAAAGGAGCAAACUCUCAGUUUGAAUGAUUGAAUUUGAAUCUUCCUCUUUGGAAUCCCUGAACACAGUGUAAAACUAUGAUAUAUCCUUUAGGGCAUUGGAUGCCACAUAAUCCUACAUUUUACUACAGGUUCUACUUCCCAGCUGUGAAGCAACCAACCAUAGGAAGAAAGUAUUGAAACUUGAAUAUUGUUUCAAAUAUUCAAGAAUCUAGUUGACAAAGUACUCAGGAUUGCCUUCUGAAAUGACUGUGUCUGGUUUUACUCUAUCGACUCAACUUAUCCACUUAUCAAUCUUGACUAAGCUUCUUGGUUGAGAAAACAGUGUUUAUCCUUAUGGCUAACUGACUCUUAGUGUUGGAAUCCUUCACUUGGUUUUCUGGAACAAGGGUCUAAAGUGCAGACUGAUUUCAAAUUUAAUCAUUACUGAUAGAUAUUCAUACAUUCCCCUUCUAAAUCUAAAUAGCAAAUUGCUUGUUCAAAUCUCUUUUCUUCAUUUCAAGAGCAAUACCGAACUGAGCUUUAUUAAGGGGUUUUGCCACGCAAGUCUUAUGGACUUUAAAGAGCUUCAUUGGAUCGGUAUAGAAUUUAAAUCUGAGGCAAAUUUAUCCUUCUGCUCUUCCUUCCCCUCCUCCUCCCCCGCCCCCAUCUCCUCCUCCUCUUCCGAUGGAUUCUCCUCCAGCAUUUCCCAGCAGCAGCUGUUUUAAAAAAAUAGAGGACUUCUUCCCCGGCUAGUAUUCUUUGCACACACUUUUCACUAAGACUGAAAUGCAAUUUCCUGCUCUGUUCAGAAAUAUUCUGUAAAAAAGGCUAAAGGCAACUCAGAUGACAGCAUCAAAAGGAGGUUGGGCUUCUGUUUUAUACUCUUUCUUAAAACUGUUGGCUAUUUCUUUGAUACACAUCUGAAAUGUCAAACCAGUUGAAAUACAGAAGGGAAAAAAUGUCCUAAUCUUCACUUUGCUAUUCCAAAUCCAUUAUUAAUGUUUCACUGUAGAAUUGGUCAAAAGCCAAGAGGUUCAAUUAGCUGAGCCGAACAUUACCUAAUGUGAAACAGGAGUACAAAAUUCCAAUUCCUGGCUUUAAAUGAAGACUGCAGAGUAUACCGGGAUCCCUGAAAAAUUUCCUUUAAAUUAGCUAUAGAUAAAAAUCAUCAUUCAUUUUUAAGGUUCUGAAAAUUGUGAGCUAUCUGGUCUAAAAAUACAACCACCUCAAUUAUAUAAUGGGAUGUUUUGCAUUUCAGUUAUGCAAUUCAGGAAGUUCUGUGUACAGCUAAUUCUGCUAUAAGACAGUAAUUGUAUUUUUUAGGAACUUCAUGGUAUGGAACAGUUAUGUCACUGCAACCAUUAAUGAGGUGGGAAUUAAUAGAUUUAGCGGGUCGAAGGUUCUAGAGGGCAGGGAAUGUGUCUACCUACUCUAUUGUACUUUCCUAAGCACUGAGUACAGAGCUCUGCAGUGCUCAAUAAAUGCCAUUGAUUGAUUGAUCGAUUGAUUUUUCCAAUUAUUGUGUCCAGCAGAGUAGAAUGCUUUGCACCCUUGUCACUCAUUGUUAUUUUACUGUAUUAAAUACUACAAAGUGGCAGAAGUUCAGAGACAUACAGAGAACAGGCACAGGACAGUACAGUAUUGUGCAGUAGAGUAAGGCCAAGUCAGAAUGACACCACCAACGUGCACACAACGGCGAGCACAGCGUUCUUACACCGAACAUACUUCCUCCAACUUGUGGAUCAUGCGAUGUCAGUUGUGGGAAGAGAGUUCCUCCGAUUCUUUCACUGCAUUCUGUCCACCCCGUGUAAUGCCGGCAUGUUUUCUAGCCUAACUGACUGUGCAGGGUUAUAGAGGAUCGAGAGUUGUUUUAGACUCUGUAGAGCAGGGUAUGCCUACUCACUAAAAGAAAUAUUGCCGACUUCAACACAAACAUCCUAAGGGACAGUUUAGCAUUUGUAGAAUUUGCUUUUUAAUGUGUUAUUCAAUUGUAUAACAUCCAUCUAGAAAAGCUGCCCAGAGCCUGUAACUGUUCUAGUCUUGUUUGUUUCAUACAGUUUUGCUUCUCAUUAUGUGCCUAUCAAUUUAUGCUAAUUUGGGAUUUGUUUUUCAACACCCAAGAAGGUGUUAGCGUAAAGAAUAUUUGUGGAUUUUCAACGGAGGAUCCUCCGCUCAGGUCCCUUAACUCGGUUUUCAGGUUGUGUUUGAGAGUAUUGGAACCUUAACAGGAGCCUGGAGGAUAAAACCACAAGGGGUGGAUGGGGUGGAAGAGGUGGAAUAUCUCACGCCGUGAACUUUGAAUGAGAGCUUGGGUCCUGGUUGUAAAGUGGGAAAAAAAAAUUCUUUAAGAAAGCAAGUGAUUGUUUUGCUCCAUGAUAUCGAUAUUGCAUCCUAUAAGCUCUAAAACAUUAGACUCUAGAAAAUGUGCUUUCACUGUAACAUGUCUAAUAGCAGCUUGUCAAUAGCUAACAUGGGAAUGUCCUUCACAGUUUUGCAGCAUCAAGUUUAAGAAUACAAAGGAAGAGCUCUGAAUUCAUAUGAGGGACACCUUGUGAGUGUCUGAUUGGUGUAAGCCCAUUAUUUUGAAGUAGAUGGUACAUGUAUCUUUUAGAACUAUCUACAUGUUCCUGACCUUGGUGUCCUGGUAAGAACCCAAGCUAUCCCAAUGCUGUUUCUGUUGCGAAUAAGGUUUACACUCUCCUUUCAGUCAAUGUAAAUAAACAUAUUUCAUCGAAACUGUUUUUAACUAAACCUGCUCCUUCACCACCUUCCAGACUCACCAUGGGCUAUCACUACCAUUUAUUUUCUGACAAAUAUGUGGUCUGAAUCUGCACGGGGAAAGAAAAAAAAAAGAACAUCAACCAAAAAGCAAAAGCAGAAUCUGCCUGUUCCUCAAGGGUUCCGGUAUUUGUAAGUUUGUUUUCGACCAAGUGGAGGGGGUUUCACUUUUUAUGCCUUAUUAUGUUCAAGAAUGGCUGAAAUCCUUUGUGUUGAGUCCCUUCAGAGAGGAUGUUUUUGUCUAUGAUCUUUGGACUGAUCUCCUGAUUGGUCUUGGAUCUGGAUGAUUGACAGAUGCUGCCCAGGGAGGCUGAUUUUUUGCCCUUUCUUGCUGAGGGUAUGUAAUUUAUGGAAACAAGAGAAAGCCUGUUUUGGCUAAACCGGGUUCCUCCCUAUAUAGCCCUAUUGCUUUCACACUGGGAGAUAGACCAGAAAUUGGACCUAAUGAAGACUCUCCCCAGCUGAGAGGCUAGGAACAAGACCCCUGACUGUUCAUCCACUUGUCCAUCUGUACCCCAGGACCUAUCCUGAGGGAGUCUGGGGAGAGACAGCAAAGGACGGAGACGGGAAAAGGUUGAAGGGUGAGUAGCAAAACCCGAAAGAUUGACUUACAGUCAGGCAGAUAUACUGAAAUCCAACUUCCUCUUGGGGCCAUCUCUAAGGUGAGGCUGGAGAUAUAAGCCUUCCCGCAAACACUGGACUCUGCUACUUUAUUGAACUGAAGCCUAGAUUUGCCCCAAACAGAUUUGCGUUAAAAACUGGGAAUAUGACUGGUCUGAGAAGCCAUUUGUAGUUUCAGUGCUGAUACCAGCUGGCUGACAGACCUCAGACGAUUUGUUGACCCUCUCUGGCCCUGUGAUAGGAGGAUAAUGAUGCCUGCCUCCUCCCACCUCACAAGAAUGGUGUGAGGCUAAGACGAGGUUAUUGAUGUGAAGACACAUUGGAGGAAAUGAAGUAAAUGUACCAUACAAAUUAAGAGGAUUAUUUUUAAAAAAUUAAUUUUCCAGAGUGAAAUUCCUGUCAGAAAAAGUACACUUGUUCAGUGUAGUUACAGUCGCUGUUUAAGACUCUUUGAGUUUUUCGUAAAAUACUGGAGAGGUUUUUUUCAUUGUUGUUGAAAUACUUACUUCGUAUUUUAACUGUAAUCCUAACCAGGCUUUUUCCAACUGAGACUGGGAUAAGGAAGAAAAUAUAUAAAUCCCAUUAAACGAUUUGUUCAUUCUGUCUUUUUGUGAUAAGCCAAGUGUAACUGCCGAUUUGGUAGUCAGAUGUUGGUUUCCGAUAGCGCUCAUCCCAUGUUACUUCGAAGUCUUAUGAUUCUUGUGAAUCUACUGAUACAGUUUGCACCUGGAUAUUAUUUUCUGGGGUGAAAAAAGUCUGUUUUGUGUAUGGGGAAUGUUCUUUGAAAUCUUCUGUGGUGGAUUUACAUUAAUGUGCAACAGUGUCAUCCCAGAGGGUGUCUGUCUGGAGAUAUGACGUGAAGGAAGAGGAAGGGAUGUGUCUGAAAAGCACUGCAAGGUGGAUUAAAUAAAAACGGAAUGGCAUAUA